GCGGAGAGGGGAGAGCAGGCGUCGCCGCCGCCGCCGAAACUUUCCCUCCCUUCCCGGCCGUCCCUUAGCCUGGCCUAAGAGCCGUCUUUCACUGGGCAGCGAAAAAAGCCGCCACCCGGUCAGCCCUUCCAUCCUGUCACCGAGAUCCUCCGCCAGGAGCGAGUCCCGCGGGGAACUUCCCCACGCCGCCUUUAUUUUCUUUCCGCGCAGGCAGCCACGUGAGUCAGACUCUGCGGUGAUUAACGCGGUUGAUCUUCGGGCUCCUCCCACUUUCACUUAUUUUUCUCUCCCCCCCUUCAUUCGUUGCUCCUUCUAAGAGAGGAGGAAGCGGUCGGAAACAGGGGGAGAAUGAUAAGCGACGCAAUACAAGUUGCAUCCGGGCGUAGCAAGACGAUUUUUUUACUGCAUUAAUCGAAAGCCGAGCGGUUAGGAAGCUGGAGUCACUGGCAGGCUCAACCCGUCCCACGUGUGAUUCGCUGCGGGACGGAACGAGGGAGCGAGCUCACGGGGGUGGAAGCUGUCAGAACUGGGGAAUAGACGACUUUGAAUGAACGUGCAUGGUGUCUCCCCUUUCGGUCUGGUUCUCAUCUGGGGGGGCCCUGGCAGUGCAGCCCCCCCAAACCUCACUUUUUUGAAAAACGGCUUUAGCCAACCUGCUUCGCUGCUUCACUUGUGAUCGCUUAUGUGGGGGCUGCACAGCGCCAGCUCCCCCACCUCGACAAGGCAUCGCUCUCCAGCCUGUCAUGCCCAGCUGUGAGCCAGUGCCACCAGCCGCCUGUCUCCCUACCAAAACAUUCCGCAGUUACCUGCCCCGGUGCCACCGGACUUACAGCUGUGUCCACUGCAGGGCACACUUGGCCAAACAUGAUGAGCUCAUCUCCAAGUCCUUCCAGGGGAGUCAUGGUCGUGCCUAUCUUUUCAAUUCUGUGGUUAAUGUGGGCUGUGGUCCAGCAGAGCAACGUCUUCUGCUCACUGGUCUCCAUUCAGUUGCUGAUAUAUUUUGUGAAAGCUGCAAGACUACACUGGGCUGGAAAUAUGAACAAGCCUUCGAGACCAGCCAGAAGUACAAAGAAGGGAAGUACAUCAUUGAGAUGUCACAUAUGGUGAAGGACAAUGGCUGGGACUGAGAAAGAAGACUGGGUUCAUACCCUCCUGCGUAGCAUGCCAUGCUCUUUCGUAACCCCAUUGCCACAAGUGGCACCCCAGCACAACCAACCCAGCUACCCUUCUAUCAAUCUCCUGCACAGCAUCAUCCAGGGGAAUGGAGCUUCCAGGAUCUUUCUCCCAAAGCCUCUUUCUGAAAUGCUGGACUCACUGUUUGGAGGACCCUACCUGUCCCCUAGAGCAGAAGAGGAAAACACGCAGGUGGUAGAGAGUGGGAGAUUUUGGACUGGUUUCUCCUUGGCCUGUGUAGGUUAUGUUACAUCCCGUUAGCACUUGUCAGCAUAACACUGUGGCAUCCAGAAUGGAGAACCUGGAAUCAGGUUUGAACUACGCAGUCCAUUGUGUAAGAAAAACAAAAUCCUUAAUGCAAUGUGACAGCAAGGGCUCUGACAUAGGGUAUGGUUUGGGGGAGGGUCAACAGAUCAGUUUGACGCUUAAAAGCUGAAGAGAGACCCGUCUCCAGUAUCUCUAGCGUAAAUAAAGAAGGGCUGUGACAGAACUUCAACUAUGGCCCUGAAUAGCUGUGGGCAGAUGUUGACAGCAUUGAGCUGGAUAGAGUAGUGAUUCAAUGCAUUAUUGUUCUCCUUUCUGAGGAGAAAUUAAGAGUUGUACAUCAGCCUGCUGAUAUUGGGCACUGAAGGUUGGAUGGUGUAGAUCACACGGGGAGAUAAAAGAUAUCCUGAAGGUAGGGGACAGAGGAACAGUUUCUCCAAAUGGCAGUUAUCAGUCCCUUUCCCAGACACUGCAAUGGUAUUUCCCCCAGGUUUAUUCUAUGGAGUCCAUUAAUUUAGGUGUGAACCACCGUGUGCUUGUAAUCCCUGAGCACCAUAACCCCUCCCCUCAACUCCCCUACCAUACAUGAAGGUGUGUCUAUGUGGGGGAAACAACACUUCAGCACUGUCACCAGCGCAGGCAUUUUUUUGUAUAAUAAAAUUGUUUUAUAUUUUAAAACAA
Molecule: messenger RNA, 2118 nt
Organism: Crotalus tigris (Tiger rattlesnake)
Lineage: Eukaryota; Metazoa; Chordata; Lepidosauria; Squamata; Viperidae
Gene: YPEL4
Product: yippee like 4
Exons: 6
Coding region: 744-1127 (127 amino acids)
Source: RefSeq, a predicted model, not a curated record